UCACGUGCGCCUCCGUUGAUGACGAGCCGAGUCGAACUUUUGUUUUGGUUGCUGCUGCGUUCGUUCGUUUACCAGAAACUAAACCCAGACACGGCACAUCUUCGGGUUGUGCAAAAUAGUGAUUGAAAAUUGAAUAAAAAAUUGAAUUUAAUUAGUAAAAGUUGAGUCGCAAGUAUAAACCAUUCAUCAGGAUUCGCUGCGAUUGAAUCGUGCAUGAAAACACGAAACAUCCAGAAUGAACAAGUCCAAACGGGAACCGAAUGUGCGCAAUCCAGGUUCAUACUCGAAAUCGGGUAAACCAUUCAACCGUCGAAAUAGGAAAAGUGGCAAGGCAGGAAAGGGACAGGCUUCUCCACCGGAUGAGGAAUCAACUGAUCUCAAGCUCAAACGGAUGACCAACGGUGGUGUAGUUAAUCGAACCAAUCAGAUGAAAUCGAAACAGAAGGUAGGUGGCAUGAAGCCAAAUGAGCAAAUGCCCCGAAAAGACUUGGUACAGAAACCCGAUCGGAAUGCACCUAAACCGGUGAAAUCACAACCAGCGCCACCACCCAAGUCAAACAGUAACAAACAGAAGCGGAAAGCCCCAGACAGUAAUGGCGUCGGAACAAAAUCCAAGAAAGCAAAGAAACAUUCCCUUCCGGAAUCGGACAGUGAUGCCGACGACUACCUGGAUCAAUUUUUCGAAGAUGCUUCCGAUGACGAAGUGAAUGAUCCGGGAGUUCCUUCAUCGGAUGGUAAUAGUGAGGAGGAGGACGAUGAUGAUCUGACCGAAUCCAGCAGCGAAGACAGUGAUGACGACGACGAUGAAGAUGGCAAUCAGAUGUCUCUGGAAGAGCUAGUAGAAUAUUUUGGCCACCGGAAGGAUGAACGCGCCGCCAACAAACGAAAGCAAUCGAAAAAGGUACAGCCGCAGCCGCAGGGCAGCAACGGUUGGGUUGAAGAGGAUAAUGACGUAGAACUGGUAUACAAGGAUUCCGACGAUGAGGUGGAUGUCAGCUCGCGAGCUUUGGUACCGGUUGGGGAUGUUCGGACUGUGGAGUACGUUAACGACACCGAUGACGAUGAUGACGAGGAUGAGUCUACGGAGGAGGAGUACGAGGAUGAAGAUGAUGAUGAACCAUUCGACCUUGAAGCUUAUAUGCGAGGAGAACUGGACUUUGGAGAAGACACGGAUUCUAGUGAUGACGACGACGAUGAUGGUGAGAAUGAAUUCACGAAUAGUGACUCCUUUGAGGAAGACUCUGAAGCGGAAUAUUCUGAAGAUUCGUUUGCUGAAGAGGAGGAGGAAGAGGAGGAAUCCGAAUUAGAUGAUCAUGAGUUUUCCUCUGACUAUGAUUCCGAUGAAGACGAUUCGGAUGACGACGACAGUGAUCUCCCUUCCUACUGGGACGAAUCGUACGACAGCGAGGACGACGAGGAUUACGUGGCUGAAGAAGAUGACGAUCUGUAUAUCUGUCGGGGCACUGCGCGGGUGUAUAACAUCGACGAGAACGAGGUGUCUUUCAACAGCGAUGUGGAAACGGCUCAAAUAGUGGAAUUGCCGUUGGAUGAUAGGAGAAGAGGAUCGGCUGGCGAAAGUCAAGAUGAUGAUAUUAAUGAUGGGGGAUGUCCGAUAUUGGUUCCCAUCUACGACGCUCAAGGGAAUCUGAUAGACAGACCUGAAAAGCUGAAAAAGCUGAGAUUGAAUGACGCGAAGAACCCGGAUGUCGUCAGGACCGCUGCAACAGAAGAAGUCGUAGAUAAUGAAAUGGAGGAGGAAGUUGAGCAAAGCAGCGUGAAUCAAUCCAGUUAUCGGUUCUACGACGCGAUCGAUAUGCGGCUCUCGCUUCUGGUGUUGAAGAAUACACUCUACUUCAGUGGACAUCUUACCAUUCAGCCUCUGGUGGGCGGACUGGAAGUGAUGGGUUACAAUCUGAGUCCCGGUGAAUGUCGAAGCGCAUUUGCUGUCCGUGGGUUCCAUAGUCUGAAUUUGACUCCUCGGCCUCAGAGUGCUCCUAGUUCAAAGGAUGCGAUGGGGAAAGUUAUGGCUCGGUUGGAGAAACACUUCCACGAUGCGGACUUGAAAGAUCUCCUGAAAACCUUCGAUUCUUCAGACUCGGUUUUGGUCCUGCUACAAGCGGAUAGCAACAAUAAACGGAUAGAUACCGUUGAUAAGUACCUAUCGGAAGAUUUCCUGUUCCCGAAAGUGGAGUACAUGAAAAAGAGCGAAUUUUACAGAACUGAAUACCUGUUGAAUGCGGAGUUCUUCUCAGAGCACGUUGACAAGGGGACUUCACUGUACCGACCGGAUCCAGAAUGGGAUAAAAUAGUUGCAAAAAAUAACAGCAGAAUAGUGGUUAUAGGAGGAAAAGGAUCCGGUAAAUCUACUCUGUGCCAAUACCUCAUCAACAAAAACGUCGAAAAGUUUAAGAAGGUGGUUCUGAUCGAUCUGGACAUUGGUCAACCGAUUCAGCACGUUCCGGAAACGAUAAGCGUAACCAUAGUCGAUAAACCUUUUCUCGGAGUAGCCACGCUCAACCCAAUCCCACCGGUCAAAAGUUGGCUCUUCGGAAGCCUGGACAUUGUGUCUUCCCUCAUCUUCUACACCCAAAACGUCCGUCAGCUGCUUCGGUACUGCGAACAGCACAAAUCUGAAUUCGGAAACGUCCCUUGGAUCGUCAACACCAUGGGCUACGUGUCGGAUUUCGGCGAAGAGCUGAUGACCACGAUUCUUCGGAUGCUGUCGCCGACGGAUGUGGUCCAACUCGUAUCCACCGACAAACUCCAUGCCAUCCCCAAUUACCAGAAUCGAUUUACUUCCGAAUUCAUCAAUCGGUACAGCCACAAUAUCCUCCGGAGCGAAGUCCAGGAAUACAUCAAACGAAAGGCAUCAUUCAAGCACUACGAACUGAACGUGUGCUAUCCGAAGAAGGGCUUCACGCUGAACGCUCCCAAGCGGCGGAAUAUGAUGCUGCUCGCCCACCUGGCGGACAUCCUGCAGGAUUCCUCCAGCGAGUGGUUCAACGAGGUCAAACCAUUCUGCGCUCCGCUCGGUCAACUGCAGGUGCUCGUUACACGAGAGGAUCAGACCCUGGGCGAAGAUCAACUGCCAUCGGUGCUGAAUGCCACGCUGGUCUACCUGUGCCGGAAGGACGACGCCGGAUUGUACGAGUGCCUCGGAAUCGGUAUCGUGCGAGGUGUGGACAAGAACAACAACGUCUACCUGUUACAAUCACUGCCGGAUGCUCGGCUCGCGGAAGUGAACGUGUUGGCCAUCUGUAGCAGUAGCUUACCGAAUGCCGUGUUCCUACGGCAGAGUGCCCGAAUUCAGGGAACCAUUCCUUACGUGUACAACAUCGACUGAGGACGGUGAGAAAGGGAAAAAGAUCUUUUUCCUAUGUUGCGCUAUUGAGCAUCUGUACAUUUUGUUUGAAAAUUUAAUCGUAUUUAUGUUUGCUGUAAUAGUAGAUUAAAAUCAAGUUGAUUCAAUAAUAUACGCUUCGCGGGCGUUGAAGAAUGUA
Molecule: messenger RNA, 3500 nt
Organism: Aedes albopictus (Asian tiger mosquito)
Lineage: Eukaryota; Metazoa; Arthropoda; Insecta; Diptera; Culicidae
Product: polynucleotide 5'-hydroxyl-kinase NOL9
Exons: 4
Coding region: 236-3343 (1035 amino acids)
Biological process (GO): cleavage in ITS2 between 5.8S rRNA and LSU-rRNA of tricistronic rRNA transcript (SSU-rRNA, 5.8S rRNA, LSU-rRNA)
Cellular component (GO): nucleus
Molecular function (GO): polynucleotide 5'-hydroxyl-kinase activity
Source: RefSeq, a predicted model, not a curated record